Messenger RNA from Drosophila serrata, 1360 nucleotides. RefSeq lists its product as uncharacterized. NCBI's taxonomy places the organism in Eukaryota, Metazoa, Arthropoda, Insecta, Diptera, Drosophilidae. The record is from RefSeq and is a predicted model, not a curated record.
AAAAUAUCUAACUAAAAAUUGUGAAACAAAUUUUUGGAAAAUGGAUAAUUUUGAUGAAAAGCUAGUUGAGUUCAAUCGCGACGAGUCCAUGUCAGACGGGUUACAGAAAUCUUCUUCCAACCCAGACGAGGUUGCUUCUGGCUCUGCCGAAAACAAGGAAGAAAAGAAAAUGACUUUCCCCAUGAUUCGCAGCCACUCGGAUGAGUCUUAUCCAUCAAAGCGCAUUGCACGUGAGAGCAAUGAUAAGGAAUCCACCCCAUUUGCCUUUGAAACUGCUGGGUCCUCCUCAUCUAAUGGUGGUCAGAAGAAGGAAAACCAUGACGAAGAGAUGGGUGAAAACGGGGAUCUGAAUAUAGAGAAUGUAGAGCUCCCCAUGAUUCGCAGCCACUCGGAUAGGUCUUAUCCAUUAAAGCGCAUUGCACGUGAGAGCAAUGAUAAGGAAUCCUCACCAUUUGCCUUUGAAACUCCUGGGUCCUCCUCAUCUAAUGGUGGUCAGAACUUAUUCUGCCAAGACUCUCCAAUAGAGUUAUUUACUGAAAAUAAUUAUGAGAAUUUUGGGUUUGGAGAGCUAGAAGGAAUAGCCAAAGAGGAACAAUCUGUUGGAUCUCCUCCAAUAAAUUCCGCUCAGGAGGAAGACGGACAAGAGGUCUCUGGUGAGGAGACUGUAAACGGACAGGACUUGAACUUAAAUGGUAGUGAUAAUUCUGACAAUACUGACGAAGAUCAGGAUGAUCAGGAUGAUCAGGAAGAUGAGGAGGAUCAGGAAGAUGAGGAAGAUCAGGAAGAGGAUCAAGCCGAUGAGGAAGAAUCUGUUGGAUCUCCAACGCAUUCCGAUCAUGAGGAGGACGGACAAGAGUUCUUUGGGGACUCCAAUGACUAUAAGGAGACUGUAAACGGAAACGUCUGGGACUUAAAUGAUGGUGAUAAUUUGACCGACAAUGUAAACGAAGAUCAGGAAGAUCAGGAAGGUCAAGAAAAUCAGGACGAUCAGAACGAUCAGGAUGAUGAGGAUGAUGAGGGAGAUGUGGAAGAUGAGGAAGAUGUGGAAGAUGAGGAAGAUGAGGAAGAUGAGGAAAAUGAGGAAGAUGAAGAAGAUGAAGAAGAUGAGGAAGAUCAGGAAGAUCAGGUCAGGAAGAUCAGGAAGAUCAGGAAGAUCAGGAAGAUCAGGAAGAUGAGGAAGAUCAGGAAGAUCAGGAAGAUCAAGAAAAUCAGGACAAUCAGAACAAUCAGAACGAUCAGAACGAUCAGGAAGAUCAGGAAGAUCAAGAAAAUCAGGACCAUCAGGACGAUCAGGAAGAGAGCCAAGGCAAGUCCCUCCCAAAAUUCUUGCAAACAGCUAAAAACACUUUCCUCUGUAUAA